Pectinophora gossypiella (pink bollworm) is the source of this 3291-nucleotide messenger RNA. RefSeq lists its product as uncharacterized. Lineage: Eukaryota; Metazoa; Arthropoda; Insecta; Lepidoptera; Gelechiidae. The record is from RefSeq and is a predicted model, not a curated record. Gene Ontology annotation, cellular component: plasma membrane. The transcript has 14 exons. Gene Ontology annotation, biological process: apoptotic process involved in development; engulfment of apoptotic cell; phosphatidylserine exposure on apoptotic cell surface. The coding region runs from base 273 to 2747 and encodes 824 amino acids.
CGUGAACUUGAUUGGAACUUACGAAUAACUUAACCAAAAUAUCUAAGCUUUUUGUGUGAUGUGAAUAGUGAUAACCGUGGGAAUGUAUUUAGAACUGUAGUCUGAUUAUAAUAUAAUAAGUGAGACAUGUCCGUGUUGUUUCCUCUUAUAGUUAUUACAUCCUUGUUCCUACGAGAUCGUGCUUGCAAAAAAUCCAUGAGUUUUCUUAUGAUGAGCAAAUGAAAAGGCGGGAAAAACAGUUUUGUUUGUAAGAAAUUGAGAAAUGUGGCGCGAUGGCAGAGUUCCUGCCCCUUUGCGACGUGCUGUUCAACGUGAUAUCACUUGCUGGCUACUUCUGCGACGUGGUCUUCGAUGUGGUGAUGGGGUACGCGCUGCUUGAGCGUGGGUAUAAGGGCACCUUUGCCGCCGCCAUUUCCAUUGUCAUCACUUCACUACUUAUAUCGCAGGUGAUAUCCCUCCGCUGGUACCUGCAGGUGUGGUGGGGCGAGGGCCGGCGCGAGGGCGGCCCGCGCGGCGCCCCGUGGCUGCCGCUGGUGCUGCACGCCAUGCAGCUGGGCGUGCUGUGGCGGUACGCGCGCCUGCUGCUGCCGGUCGAACUGCAUCGAGUCAAGCAUCAAGUGCGGGACUUGUGCAUGCUCCGCCUGGUGCACGCGUUCUGCGAGGCAGCCCCGAUGUUGUUACUGCAGCUGCACGUACUACUGCGGCCGCCCGAGCCCGCGCCCGACCUCAUAGCGCACGCUGAGCCCACCGUCGACGAGCCUGCCGCAAACAAGGCGUUCGCGGAGCUAAACGUGAUAUCGGCAGCGCUGUCGCUGUUCUCGGUGUGCUGGGCGCUGGCCUCCUUCAGCAAGAACGUGCGUCGCCACAACGUGCACCGGCUGCUGCUCACCUGGCUCGGAGUCAUCUUCCAGUUCCUGUGGCGCCUGGGCACGAUAUCAGCGCGGGUGUGCGCGCUCACUGUAUACGCUCUAGUCUACGAGUACUGGGUCUUCUUAGUUAUAGGUCUCCACUGGGUUUCGAUGUUCCUCUGGCUGAUAUCCCCCAAAAACGUAUUCCACGGCGAGCGCAUCUCGCGCGGCCGCAAGGCGUCACUCUCCGCGCUCAUCGCCUUCGUGUACGUUUUCGCAUACAUCAACCUGCAGGAGCUCAACCAUCGACAGAAGAUGGUGACGUUCUACGUGGUGAUGUGCGUGGAGAACUGGGUGCUGGUGUGUGCGUGGUGGUGGUCGGGCCGCGCCGCCGCGUACUUCCACGUGCGCCGCCUGGGCUACGCGGCGGCGGCGGCGCCGCUGGGGCUCAAGGACAAGCCGCCGCCGGCCGCCGCCGCCGUGCCCGGCGUCUUCAACUGCCGGUUCUCCAACCCAGUCACCAGCGCGGCGGCGGGCCGCAAGAAGAAGAAGCCGACGUCGUUCGUGCCGCCGCCCGCCGCGCCCCCCGCCGCCUUCUGGCGCCGCCCGCUGCCCGCCGCGCACCACCACCACGGCGGCUCAUCAGAAAACGAGGGCUCAAGCGUGGGCUCGCGCGUGAACAUCCAACAAAAGUUACAGGAGAAGAAACAAAAACAGCUCGCAGAACUGCGCGUCAUAGAGGAGGAGAUCAAACAGGGCAAGCUGGCCAAAACCACGCCGGUAGCCGCCGAGGAGAUAUACAGCAGCCUGCAACGACAACCCAUACCCAGAGCCAAGACCCACGCAGAACCUGCCUGGCCCACAAUAGAAAUGGCACACUCUUACCAAAACUACCCCCUACCCCACACCUGCAACAUCUACCCCACCUACACAGAAAUAAAACCCGAAUACACCAUCCAAAACUUCCAAAGCGACAACCCUGACGAUGCUUUGAAACUGCGACGCUUGAAGUACGACCAAAGUCGGGGCUUCUACGAAAAUCCAGCUAACAUUAGAAAUGAAAACAGAACGGCCAUGAGAUCACCUAACUAUUUGAUAGGGGAGACUAGAAACUUCGAUAACGGCUGCGGCAGCCCUAGGAACGUCCUAAACAACAGCCCUAGGAACUACAACAUACCUGAUGUGACAAGCAAUAAUUACGACACCAACGACAAACCUAGGGUACAAAACAAUGCGAUUUAUUCCGACGACAGAGGGGAGUAUUCUGGAUACUGCGAAAAUGGGCAAAACUAUAGCAAAUACGAGUCGAAAGACGCUUAUGUGUCGGCACUGCAUAAUGCCUUAGCCAAUGUUCAGAGUAUAGAUAACAUUCGUUCGACGUACAAUGAGCCCUGUGGCCAGUACAGUCAGAAUUGUGACAGGUUUCCAUACAAGAAGAUGGAGCAAAUGAGAAAGAUGCAGCGAUGUCGGACGCCGGAGAUACUACUCGCCCCGCAUUACUUGGAGGGCUGUAACAGACAAGUGUGCUGUCAUUGGGGACCGCCUUAUACGAAUAGAAAGAAAGAGGAAGGCGGCGCGAGCAGCGGCGAGGAGUCGGCCCCCGACGCGGCGCGAGACACGCCGCGCCCGCCCUCCGACAUCGACAGCCAGAUCUCGCUGCCUCGCUCGUACACGCUGCCGCGCGAGUUCCGCUACUGGCGGCGACGACCGCGCCUGCGCGACCACGCGCCCAGCAACAACAGCAGCGACGGUGACGUGGACAGCGGCGACAACGAGAGCGACCGGCAGUGGGCCGGCUCGGCGUCCUCGCAACUGGCCAGCCACGCGCACGACCUGCCCAGCGACGAGCGACGACCACGCAAGCUGCACCACGCGCCCAAGCCGGAGACCAAGCUAUAACACUACCCCACUACCUCUACUAGCCUACCUACAUUACUGUCCUUGUCUUAGGAAUGUACGAGAACGCACGCGGACAAUAGGAAGGUAUCUGCAGACUAACAGAACAAGACUUGUUCUUCUAAGAUGUUGUAAGGUUUGAAGACCUCACAAACCCUGGUGUUUUCUCACUUAGGAUGGUUUGAACUACAUACGACUACAAGGCAUCGCACUUUACGCUUCUGUCCUUUUUGUAUCACUCGGAACCAACAUUUGCUAGAGCGAGAAGAACGGGAGUCUGACCGCACUCUGAUGGCUUCGUCGAUUUCGCCGCGUGCGGCGCAUUAUCUUGUUCAAGCAGAUUACCGUUCUGAGUGACAGAAAAGGAUGUGGCCACAUGUAGUUCAACCCUAAAGCGAAACAGAAUCUUGCAAAAUCAACCAAUCACAGCGUGCGAGAAAGAAAACACUCUCUGUUUUCCUUCGCGGUGAUUGGCCAAUUCUUGCUCCGCUUCGCUUCAGUGGAAACCCUUAAAUGCUUAUUGCAGUUUGUAGAAGAGUAAGAUGAC